GGCAACCAACGCACAUAUUUUGAAUCAAUUCAUUCUAAAACCAUUCUAUUCAUAAGACAUAUACAAUUGGGUCAUGCCUAUGUGUGAGACUUUUAGGAACAAUAAUAGUAAUAUGUACUUCGUUGGAGUGGACGUCGGUACAGGAAGUGCUCGGGCGGCGUUAGUCGAUGGUACUGGACGAAUUCUAAAAAAAUCUACCAAUGUUAUUCAAACGUGGAAUCCCGAAGAGAACUUUUAUCAACAAUCGUCCCAAGACAUAUGGCAGAGUUGCUGCAAAGUCGUGAGGRAAGUCACCAAAGGAGUACCAUCCGAGACUAUCGGAGGUAUUGGAUUUGAUGCUACGUGUUCUCUGGUAGUUGUGRACAGUGAUGGACUACCAUUAUCAGUAAGCAAAAACGGCGAACAAGAACAAAAUGUAAUACUGUGGAUGGACCAUAGGGCCAAGAAGGAAGCAGAUUUCAUCAACACAACGAACCAUCGAGUGUUGAAGUAUGUGGGAGGUAAAAUAUCGUUAGAAAUGGAAACACCGAAAAUUCUUUGGUUAAAAAAUAAUCUACCAAAAAACACGUUUUGGCAAAGAGUGGGUAUGUUCUUCGAUUUAUCUGACUUCCUAACUUGGAAAGCUACGAAUGCCGUUUCCCGGUCACUGUGUACGGUUGUCUGCAAAUGGACGUACUGUGCAGAUCAAACGUUGCAGGGAGGUUGUUGGGAUCGCUCGUWUUUCGAAAAAAUUGGUCUGGACGAUUUGAGCCAAAACGAUUGGUCGGCGAUAGGUAACGAAAUCUUUGAGCCCGGACGACCAUGUGGUAGCGGACUGACCGAUAAAGCAGCCCGUGAAUUGGGAUUAGCCGUCGGGACUCCGGUGGCCACACCAUUGAUUGACGCACACGCCGGAGGACUGGGAAUGAUCGGGAUUGGGUCAAAAAAUUUGACGAACUCCAGAAACCGAUUAGUAAUGAUUGGGGGUACGUCGACGUGUCAUAUGUUACUCACCGACAAAGAAGUGUUCGUGGACGGCAUCUGGGGACCAUAUUACGGUGCCAUGGUACCGGGCUUCUGGCUUCUAGAAGGCGGCCAAUCAGCCACGGGCAAACUGAUCGAUCAUGUAAUCAGCACUCAUCCUGCCGCCAAACAUUUGAACGUCACAGAUGACCUGAGAGCGGAAGACUACCUGAACGGGUUACUCGUGAAAAUGGCCGCUGACAAAGGUUUGGAUGCGAUCGAUAUGUUGACAGAAGACUUUCACGUAUAUCCUGACUUCCACGGAAACCGAUCCCCCAUAGCGGAUCUCACACUUAAAGGAAUGUACGGAACCAGACACAUCAUAGAAUCUGUGGAGGARAAAAGCGGAGGAUUGUUAAACAUCCAAGAGAUCCUCAUGUGCGGUGGACUGAGCCGAAAUCCGGUGUUUAUACAGUGCCAGGCUGACGUAUCUGCGCUUCCAGUGCGCACUUCCAUGGAAGACGAUCCCGUCCUCAUCGGCUCAGCCAUGCUGGGCGCCGCAGCUGCGUGGACGUCGUCCAAAUCACAGACUGAACUCCGUCCGUGGACGUCGUCACUCAGAGACGCCAUCGCGGCAAUGGCCAGCGAAUCGCGCACUGUACACCCUUCGUUGGAUUUGCAGGAGUAUCAUAAAAGAAAGUAUAUGGUUUACUUGAAUAUGCUAAAACAUCAAAAUACUUACAAGAAUAUUAUGUCAAGCAACCAAUGAAAAUAAGUAUAUUUUAAAUAAAAUUAAAAUUG
Diuraphis noxia (Russian wheat aphid) is the source of this 1743-nucleotide messenger RNA. RefSeq names its product FGGY carbohydrate kinase domain-containing protein. Gene Ontology annotation, biological process: carbohydrate phosphorylation; pentose metabolic process. The record is from RefSeq and is a predicted model, not a curated record. Gene Ontology annotation, molecular function: D-ribulokinase activity. NCBI's taxonomy places the organism in Eukaryota, Metazoa, Arthropoda, Insecta, Hemiptera, Aphididae. Gene Ontology annotation, cellular component: cytoplasm.